This is a messenger RNA of Procambarus clarkii (red swamp crayfish), 792 nucleotides long. The record is from RefSeq and is a predicted model, not a curated record. Lineage: Eukaryota; Metazoa; Arthropoda; Malacostraca; Decapoda; Cambaridae.
AUGGAGGCUUUCUCGACGCUGACGGAGCGUUCGCCGCCGCUGACGGAGCGUUCGCCGCCGCUGACGGAAGUUUCGCCGCCGCUGACGGAAGUUUCGCCGCCGCUGACGGAAGUUUUGCCGCCGCUGACGGAAGUUUCGCCGCCGCUGACGGAAGUUUCGCCGCCGCUGACGGAAGUUUCGCCGCCGCUGACGGAAGGCUCGCCGCCGCUGACGGAAGAUUCGCCGCCGCUGACGGAAGAUUCGCCGCCGCUGACGGAAGGCUCGCCGCCGCUGACGGAAGGCUCGCGGCCGCUGACGGAAGGCUCGCCGUCGCUGACGGAAGGCUCGCGGCCGCUGACGGAAGGCUCGCGGCCGCUGACGGAAGGCUCGCCGCCGCUGACGGAAGUUUCGCCGCCGCUGACGGAAGGCUCGCCGCCGCUGACGGAAGGCUCGCCGCCGCUGACGGAAGGCUCGCCGCCGCUGACGGAAGGCUCGCGGCCGCUGACGGAAGGCUCGCGGCCGCUGACGGAAGGCUCGCGGCCGCUAACGGAAGGCUCGCCGCCGCUGACGGAAGGCUCGCCGCCGCUAACGGAAGGCUCGCGGCCGCUAACGGAGGCUGCCACGCCUUUUCUAAAAGCCUUAAGCCCGAACACUAAAAGGACUACCAGGAGGCCGGAGACGCCCCACCAGGGCAGCAAGGACACCUGCCACAGGUGUCGACCAGACCACGACUGGCCGCCUGCGUCUGCCAGGAGACGCAGGAGGAGGUUGUCCCCUCCCGCAGGCGCCAGCAUCUCCCAUGCCGCAGCCUGA